CCCUGCAGCCUGAGCCGGUGUAUCCAGUCCACUUACUGAGAUUUCUUCGAUCAGUAUCGGCAACUUUCUCCCUGCUCCCUCUAGGCGGGGUUUAUGCGACCUUAUUAAUGUAGUCGACACUUUCCACGCUGCGGUAACUAUUUAUAACUUAAUAUUUAUAACACUCGAUAAUGUGACCCCGUUUAGAGGACUUGGGAUAAGUUUUACAGUUAACAAACAUGCAGCCCUAAAGAGGACGCUCGCUAGCUUGAAGUUUAUUUAAAGUCCUGAGAAGAUGGCAAGUCCUUCUCCGUAAGAAAAGAAGCGAGAUGGGAAAAUGGGAGCUGACAAUGAACCCAGUGCAAGAGUGGGGUGAGGAAUCCGAGAAUGGGGCAGUUUACGGGAUCACGCUGCACAGGGUGCCCGUCCCCUCCUGGGUCGACCCCAGCUCGAAUCCAUCAUGCGCUUUCGUCCAAUACCGAACCAACAAAGUGCGGCGUCUGAAGUCCGCCAGUCUGCAAAUGCUUGUGAGUCACCUCCUCGACCCGUCCUGUCUGGAACAGGACUACAGCAGGAUCUUCCUCUCAACAUACAGAACCUUCACCAGUACGACAAAGCUCUUAGAAAUCGUCUUCCAAAGAGACAGUGAAGCAUCAGAAUUGGACAACAGUGAAUGCAACCUGAGGCCUCUGCUGGCCUUUGUCCAGACCUGGCUGGAGGAAUUCAGUGAGGACCUCAGGGAUCCUCCGCUCCACCCUGGGUUGCAACUUCUUUUGGAUCACCUUAGGAUCAGCUCUGCCAUACAUGACCAAUGGCACUGUCAGCCCAACUUCUCUUCACUAGCGGGGCAAACCGAAAACCUCCUUAAGAGGUUCCAGAAAGAAGAAUCUGAGACACAUGUGAGUCCCGCUCAGGCAGAUUUGCAACAACAUGAGCAGCUUUCAGCUGAUGAGGAUUUGGGAUAUGAACACUUGCAAGAUGAAGGUGACAUUAUGGAUUUCUCAUCAAGAGCCAUCGCAGAGCAACUGACUCGGAUAGAUUCUGCUUUAUUUAGGAAAGUUGCUCCUUAUCAGUGUUUGGGCUGCAUCUGGUCACAAAGAGACAAGAAGGAGAACAUGUCCCCCACCAUCAGGGCCACCAUCGCACAGUUUAACGCCAUUACCAACCUUGUCAUCAUAUCACUACUCUGCCGCCCACCGGGUGCCACCUGCGGUCCUACCCCACCACAACGAGCUCGGAUCCUGGAGAAGUGGAUCAGAGUAGCACAGGACUGUCGCCAUUUGAAGAACUUUUCCUCUCUCAAGGCAAUCCUGUCCGCCCUACAGUCCAAUGCAGUCUACAGACUAAGAAGGACCUGGGCAGCAGUUAGCAGGGACUGCAUGAUUAUUUUUGAUAACCUCUGUGAAACCUUCCCUGAUGAAAACUGCCUUCUGACCAACAGAGAACUCCUGGUGGAGAAUACUUCCAGCGGCGUGGUGCCCUAUCUGGGCACAUAUCUGACCGUCCUUACCAUGCUCGACACAGCCCUGCCAGACACAGUAGAGACAGGGCUCAUAAAUUUUGAGAAGAGGAGGAGGGAGUAUGAGGUUCUGUCGCAAAUCCGUGUCCUGCAAAUGUCCUGUACUCUGUUCAACCUGCCUCAUUACCCCAGAAUUGCUGCCUGGAUGCAAGGACAUAAACUGCUCACAGACCAAGAAAGCUAUGAACUUUCUCGACAGUUGGAGCCUCCGGUGGAUGUGUGUUCACCAACCACUUGGAGCCACAGGACACUCACGAAAAAACUUUCCUCUCUCUUGACAAUAAGUGACGGACCCAAAAAGCUCCCAGCAGACCAGAUCAGUGUUUCAUCUUCAGGAUCGAGUUGUUCCGAGUUGGAGGAUCUGUCCUCUCCCAACUCUGCCUGUUCCAUCAGACUGCAGUCCUUCCACAGUUCUUGCAACAAUGUGUCCGAGAUCUUCUCCUCAUCUUCCUCCUCCUCCUCCUCUUCAUCAUCCUCACCGUGCUCCUCAGCGUCCUUGUCUCCAGACUCCCAAACUCCCUCGGGCUCGUCUUCGGACUCUCUCUGCUCCUCGGCCACUUCCUGCGCGACUGCUCCGCCCUCGCCGAACUCCCACCACAAACGUUCCGUGUCCAUGAUCUCCCUGCCCGUCUAUAACCGCCAGGGAUCAGACUCCUGCAUCGUGAGGGUCAGCGUGGAUCUGGGCCACAACAAUGGCAACAUGUAUAAGAGUGUCUUGUUGACCAGCCAGGACAAAACUGCACAUGUGAUUCAGCGGGCAUUGGAGAAGCAUCACCUGGAACACAUGAACUGGCAGGAAUUCACUCUGACACAGGUCAUCUCGCAGGAGAGAGAGUUGCUCAUCCCAGACAAAGCGAACGUCUUCUAUGCCAUGUCCACAACUGCAAACUUUGAUUUUGUCCUGCGGCGGUUCCACAACGGCCAAAAGAAACCACUGAGAGCCACUUCAAGUCUAGGCCGGUACACAAAAUAGCCCCACUAACAUAUUUUAUGGAACCUUAAAUAGCUUAAAAAAAGGUGGAUCCUCUCUUGCUGCUGGUAACAAAGAGGAGAAAAUAUGAAGAUCUUGCAACAAAAAAAAGCCACUUUAUCAAAGUUUCUCUCUACAAUGGUGACUGAACAUUUAAAUUUCUGAUGUAUUUUCAUUUCCUGAAGGGCUGAACUAACCUGAAUAUCCACAUUUACCAACUUUGUUAGGCCCAACAUUUCUAUUUUUACAAAGCUGACUGCUUUGGACUGACACUUUCACUGUGCUGCUAAUUUUACAGUACAGUAUUGUCGUUACAGUGUGUGUUAGAUUUGUACACCAUUGCAUACAUUAAUGGUUCCCUACAUUAAUAUUGUAUAUAUCUUGGAGAGUUUCAGUGAAAAGAACAUUAUCUUUGUUUCUCUUUUUGAUAAAGACUCAUUAGCCUGUAACAAUGUAUUUAAUUUUGAGUCCAGUGUGUAUUUUAGUCAACCAAUUCCUUGGACAUUUUCCUCUAGCAUUGUUCUUACUACAGAGCACACCACUAGUUGUGAGCUACCCUUCCCAGAGCAUCAUGUACCCGCAGAUUGUAUGUGGCCUAUAAAUGCUGACAAACUGCUUGCCUGCACGCCAACACCGCACAGUGUCAUUAAUAGGUCAUGAGUUAAAUAUCCAAACGGGUAAUGAGGGUCAGCUGACGUGUAAAGAUGGCAAAACGAAACCUGCGGCCCGCUUUGAUCCCAUUGAGCUGAGGUGUCGCCGCACUGUGCCAGCUGACGAAUGGGUGCCGCUGUUCUAACUCCUGGGCACUUUCGCCGCACCUCUUGUUGCCAUGAGACUUGGCGUAGUUGGCAGACAGCCCUGCCUGGAAGGUUGGCAUUCCCCGGUCUAGUUUCCAUGGCAGCCAUCGAGACUUUGAUGGACAGGACGAGACGCACAUACCUGCAGUGGGAGAUUAUUGAGAGGGACAUGUUUUCAGUGUUGGAUUGUUCGACUUUGAAUAUGUUUAUAGUAAUUGCAUGCCACUCUAAACCUGCUGUGAUUGCACCUUUUAUUUGAUUAACAUCACCCUGGUAAUGUAGCAAAUUUUAAAGCCAAAAAAAAAACCAAAUGGGGUGCCUAAUUUUAAGUGUUACUAUUUUCUGAUGAUAUUGUAAUUAUUUAAAAUGUUUAACAAUUGAACAAAUAUUUAACACAAAUGGUUCGUCAUGUGGAUCCUGAAUGAAACUGCUGCGUGUGUGUGUUUGUGUUGACUAAUGCCUGAGACAAGUUGUACUUAUCAUUUCAAUAAUAAUAAUAUGAUGCAGAGCUUCCUGUACAUGUCUGACACAACAGAACUGGUACAAGGACAUUAGUUCCUUGAAUUUAUUGUAGUAGUUAAUAUCCCAUCUUUUAAAAGAGAAUGUCUAUGUUAAAAAUAAAUUAAUAAAUGUUUGAAAAAUA
Messenger RNA from Syngnathoides biaculeatus (alligator pipefish), 3908 nucleotides. Its product is annotated as ral guanine nucleotide dissociation stimulator-like 1. The record is from RefSeq and is a predicted model, not a curated record. The transcript is spliced from 16 exons. NCBI's taxonomy places the organism in Eukaryota, Metazoa, Chordata, Actinopteri, Syngnathiformes, Syngnathidae. Gene Ontology annotation, molecular function: guanyl-nucleotide exchange factor activity. Gene Ontology annotation, biological process: positive regulation of GTPase activity; Ras protein signal transduction. The coding region runs from base 309 to 2471 and encodes 720 amino acids. Gene Ontology annotation, cellular component: plasma membrane.